Xenopus tropicalis (tropical clawed frog) is the source of this 521-nucleotide messenger RNA. Its product is annotated as nucleolin-like. The coding region runs from base 1 to 474 and encodes 157 amino acids. The record is from RefSeq and is a predicted model, not a curated record. Lineage: Eukaryota; Metazoa; Chordata; Amphibia; Anura; Pipidae. The transcript is spliced from 5 exons.
AUGGCAUUGACUAAACCAAAGAAACGGAAAAAGAAAGCUGUGAAAAUUAAAGUGGCAGACACAAAGGAGGAGGAAGAAGAUGAAGAACCGGUAAAACCUCCUAAAAAGCCUGCCAAGAAACCUUCCAAGAAACCUCUCCGUAAACCUAAGAAACGUGCUGUGUCUAAAGUUUCUCAGCUAGAGGAGAGUGAAGCUGAAGAAGCUGACACAGAGGAGAGUGAAAUUGAAGUGGAAGAGAAGCCAAAGAAGAAAAUAAUUGAACCAAAGAAACCUAAGAAGAAAGCUGCCAAGAAAAUAAAAGUGGCAGACACAGAGGAGGAUGAUGAUGGUGAAAAACCAUCUGAACCUCCUAAGAAGUCUGCCAAAAAGCCCCUGCCUCCCAAGAAGCCUGCUCGUAAAUCUAAGAAACGAGCAGUGCCUAAAUUUGAGGAGGAAGAGGAGACUGAGGAAGAGCAGCUCGAGAUUAGCCAGUGAGUUUUUACUCCUAACUUUAGUUUUUGGUUAUUGUCAUCACUUAUUUA